UAUCACUUCCGUGAUUGUUGAAAGAUGGUUGAUCAUCCGCAAAGUUACAGUCUUCCAGCACACCAAAACUGAACUUGGUGCCUGAUGGAUGUGAAGAAAAUAUUACAGACUAUAUCACAUUUUGAUGUCUGAUUGGGCCACACUGACAAACAUGAAUAUCCCCUUGGUUUUAUCAGGGUGUUAUUUUCUUCCGAUGGGAAUAUGGUGGCUGUUUCAAGCAACGAAGAAAUUCUUUUACUGCAAACAGAGGAGAAUAGAAUUUGUCAGUGCAAUUUCCUAUCCUUGUUGUCAGUCCUGCCAAAAAUGGCCUGUAGAGGGCACUGUAAAGUUAACCAGCUGUCUCAUCAUUAUGGUCUAUUGUUUCGCAUCAUCUACAGAUUUUGGCAGAGCUGGUAAAAUCACUAGCUACAGUGACCUGAGUCAUGGUACAGUAUUUGCAUUCUUUGUUAUUUGUAGUGCCAUAGAUCUGACCAAGUCUGUUUGUGGGAAACUAUUUUUGGAAGAUUUAGACUAUGCCGCACUAGCUCUGGCCUUUGGUGUUCAAGGCAUUCUGUAUGGAUUCCAUGUCCCAGAUCUCCAUGCAGAGGAAUGGACGGUCAAUUCUCUCAUGAUGAUGUCCGCAUUCAGCUGCUGCAUCGUUGUCAUCGUAGAGACGAGGAUGCGUACCCAGAUCUUUUGUCCUGUCCUGCGAGCGUUUGGUCUGAUGGUGCUAGGCACAUGGUUCCUGCAUUCUUCCCUAGUGCUGAUGGACCCACUCGCCAUACAGGACAAGGAAGAAACUCACAAAAUGGUUAUCUCCCUUUCUAUGUUUUAUUCGUGGCAUGUGGCGGUCAACUUCAUCCUUGUGGUCUGUGGCUGGAUUCUUACAUACAAGUGUAUGACACUGAACAAAUGCUGUUGUGUUCCCGUUGGAAUGGAAACUGGGGGAGAUGCCAUAUUUCUUGAGAACCGUAUUCGUUUUGACUACCAUAUGCUUGACCGACUUGAUUCAGAUAUAGAAUAAGGCAUUUUCAUGAACAUAAUGUUGGUGAGCUUUCCUGAGAUCAUUUCUCACAGGAAUCUUCACAUUAGAGAACAUCAGAAAUGUAAUUUUAACCAAAGAUAGUUUUCUAUAAGAAAUUAGUAGAUGAUGAAUAUUUUUACACAAUGGCCAGUCACAAGAACAUUUUUAAUGAGUACUUUCAGCAACUUGUUGGUAGAAGUAGAUCAACGUAAUAAGGGUGUAAAGUGAUUAAAUUCAAACACAUUAACACUUUACUUUUAAAAAUAUAUUCAAGUUCAUUCAUCCUGAUACACUUGGGAUAACAUUCACUUUCUAGAUCUGCAACCCUGGAAUGUGUCAAGGUAAGAAAACCUCACCAAUCACUCCAUGUAUAUUGAAGAUCAGAGAGGAAUGACAGCCAAGUUCAAAGCCGGUCAAUUUGAAUCUAAACAGCAACCUGGAGAUAUGUUUGAUGCACAUCAAAGUAUCAAAUUAGUCUUCUUCUUUUAUUAUUUGCAAGAUUGCAAUGUUUUAGCUUUCUAUUUUACAGUUAAUGAUUCCAGGUGUGUAGAGAUUGAGUUAAAGUAAACAUAACCCCAGGACUAUCAAUAUGAGUUACAUUGAGCUGUUGCUCUUGUUCUCUUGCUUCUUCCAUAUUUGACAAUAUAAAAACAUUCUUAUUAUAAAUCUGAAAAACAUACAUAUAAUUCAUAGGUUGUCUCCAAAAUAGAUUGUGUAGUUUGGCUGUCCAAGUGAUUAUCGCUGAUCUGUCAUGUCAUUUACAGAAUCUACCUAGUUCGGAGGUCUUUGUCUACCCUUAUAUGGGCAUAGAUUGUUAUAUUGACAUAGAACGAAACGUUCAACCCCAGAGUCCAACAUCCAGACCACUUAUAAAUGUAAGAACUUGUACGUGAUCUAGGGGUCAGACCCAGGGGUUUAAUAUUCCAUUACAGGAUAGCCACUGUGAGUUUACCAGGUAGUUUCCUGAUCCUAUUUAAUAGGUACACCUUCAGAUCCUUGUCCCAAACGGAAUAAGUGCAAUAUUUCAAAGUUGUCCAGCUGUCUUGCAUGAAAUCCAUGAAACUUUUAAACUUGAAUUUGAGCUUGAUGAAAGCUCACUAAAAUAUAUUUAAGAUAUAUAUAGGAACUUGUUAAAAUCAUACAUUUCUUUAUAAAACUGUACUUUUUUUUUUUAAUUUUGAUUUAUGCUGCAUGUACCUUAUACAUGUCUUUGUAAAUAGGCCUGAUUUUUCUUGGUAUAUGAAUUGCACUUUGUAUCAUUUAUGAUGUCAGUAUACAUGUUUAUCCUCAUUUUAUCUGACUUGAUCAUAUUUGCUAUGGUGGCAUGGUCUGGCCAUGUGGUCUCUAUGGCCAAUAGCAGUUACACAGCUUCUGAAGUAUUAUCAUGAUGACAUAUCUGUAGCAUAGACAGGUUACAUUGACCACAUAUUAUAGUAUAUUUUGAAUUUUUGCACCUUAGAAAUGAUGAGGAAAGGUCGCUGUAUGUCCCUCUGGCAGUCAUAGGGUGUUUUUAACAAAGACGGUGCACAAAGGCAGGUGUAUAAUGAAGCUGCACACCUACACGUAUGGCAAAAUUAAGGCCACCAUCGCUGUGUAACCUGUCUACAGCUUUGUACACGUAUAGAUAUUUUAUAGACUUUUAACACUGCCUGUUUUAAGCCAAAUUUUAUAUAAUAUUGUCAGUAUUAUGUUGUUGCCAAUUUUGUAUCUGCAUAAUGUAUGUUUUGUUAUUUUAUAAAUAUUGUAAGUUUACUGAUUUUGCAUAUUUUACUGAUGGGUUGAAAGUUCAUGUUUACAUGUGUAUUUAUUACGCUUCCUUUAUAAACAUAUGAAAUUUUUUUUUUUUUUUUUUUGACUGUCUCAAAUAAGAAAUCAGAAAUUUGCUGGACAUAAACAACAAGAGAAUUUCAAGUUGACGACAAAAUAUAGGAGACUUAAAAAGUUUCCAAUUUGCAGAAAUCACUGCAUAUGAGAUUCAUUGUAUCCCUGUUUGUAUAUAAACACAACAUAUAAUACCUUUAUAGUGGAAUGUUAACACAAACGAGGAGGACAACAAUGACUUGUGCCCUGACCGGGCCUCAUGAACCUACUACGACACCUACACAUCGCCUAGCCAGAAAUACCUGCAGCUUAUACCACUGCACAACAUCAAAGUUUUUAAUCUUGAUACAUUUAUUAUAGUUUAUGUAAUUGUGUAUAGUUUUUAAUUGCUUUAUCCAUAUUUUUUUUCAUGUGUGAAAUCUACAUCCCCAUCAUUUGCUCUUCCCCUUCUAAACUUUGAAAGUUAACUCCAGUUAUUUUAUAUGAUAAGUGUGAAUAUGUUAUGACCUACAUAUUUAUUUGCCUUUUUAUUCAUACAUAUACAUUUACAAUGUAAUCUCAAUAAAAAAUGUCGCAAUACAAAAUUUUAGAUAUAACUUCCUAUACAUGUGAUAGACGAUAAUCAAAUGAAUCCUGUGUCACAAUUAAAUGAAUCUCACGUCACAAAUCUGGUCGGGUGGCACACUGUGGCAAUACAUUCAUUGGCCAUUGGGAGUUUUAUUCCUGGAUAAGACAGGAAAAUAUAAGGGAUGACCUGCCCGACCACAUGGGUCUCCUUCCACAGUAAGACCCCUCGAUAUCUAGUGCGCUCGCUCUUCCAUCAGGACCAACAAAAGUUAUCUAUAUAAGCUGAUAUAGUUUGUUUAUCAAUUGUUGUAAAAUCAAGUUUACAAAUCUUGUCUCAUUAAAAAUUCUCAUUAAUAGUCCUGUGACCUUUUAUGUCUUUAAAGUAAAGUAAGAUUAUCUUUGUAAUAGAUUUACUGGUGAAUCGGGUACGUUUUGAUAUGUUAUGUUUUGUACUUGUGAAGAAAUCCAAAUCUAUGCCCUGAACACAUAAUCAUGAUUUAGAUGUUUGCUAUUUUUAUUACAAAAAAAAAAUAUACAAAAAUACGAAGUGUAUAUGAUUUGUACUUGUUUGCCCCUUAUGAGCUUGGAGAAUAGAGCUGAUUCAAUUUCUUUGUAGUUUUGUUUUUGUUUGAAUAUUUUGGUCAAUCUUGUGUUACCAAUAUGAUGUAGAAAGAAACAGUGCUGACUGGAGUAAAUAGAACGUUUAUACGUAUACCCUGGUAUAGUACAGGAACAUUCAAUUACUUCAUAUCGGCACAUAUUACAACACAUGCCAGUUGGUUGUAAAGAUUUAGGUAAAUAUAUGAUUUUUAUAUCAAUUCAAACAAAUAUGUUUUACAUGUAGAGGGGAGGUAUAUUUUAUGUAUCUUAACCAUAAGAUUCAUGCUUUUAUUGAAAGUUCAUCAAAUUAUUGAAAAGUCAUUGAUAUGAAAAAUUCAUUAACAUUGAAAAUAUAUACCAUUGUAUAUUAAAAUUUGCUGGUUCUCAAUGUCCAGUAAGUAUAUUUUAAAAAAUGACUUAAGGAACACUUGUUGGUAAAGCAUAAUCACUUUCAUUUCCCAUUUCCAUGACGUCAUUAUAGACAAGAAAUCAUUGAUGAUGUAAUAGGCGUGUAGGCAGCCACGUAUGGUUACAGAGAUGCCUACUAAGAUGUAAAGCAUCUGAAGAUUUUAAGAUGAAAGUGCUUAUGAUAUACUAACAAGUGAUUCUUAAGUUAAUAGUUUUGUAUAAUAUACCAGUUAAAGUUCAUAUUCAAUACUGUCAUUAAAAGUUCUUAAAUACUGACAGUUUAUCAAAAUCCUGCAUAAAAUCACUAUCUUCAAGAUCCGUUUUACAUUUUAAUAUGUUGAAAACUUACCCAAAAUGUAAUUUUUACAUUUAUUGUAGUCAAAAACUUGCCUGAAUUGUAGUUAUGUUCUGUUAAAGGAUAAUGAAAUCCAUAUACUUGUUUAUGUUUGUGCCAAUGUUUUCCAAGUGAGAUUAUCUUAAGAUUGUUUGUUGGGUUUAUUGUCCCGUGAUCAUGAUAGCCAGGCUCAUUUUGAAGUGGGAUCUCUUUGUAGUAGCUGGUAGCUACCUAACAGAACAACAUCCAGGAGGCCUGUCACAUGCCCUCCGGAGCAAUCAAGUUAAAGUGUCUUGCCCAAGACACAACCACGACAGCAGGGACAAGUCCGUUUCUCAGCUUUCUGAGAAAAAAAUAACUGCCACUAGGAGGGACUGUCGAACCACUCACCUAGGAUCUUCACCAAGGAUUCAUAUAGACAAUGUUUAACCACAUAAGCUAUUGCGACCCCUUACUAUCUUGACAGACCCUUGUUUUAUACUGUAGACAAGUUACUAGAGAAUGAAAUUUAAUUGAUUGAAGUUAAGUUUAACCUUAAGUAAAUAGAUUUUUUUUUCAAAAGAUUUAAAAGAAUUUAAAUUCUCAACAUAGUGUUAAAUUUUAUAAUUUGCUGUCUGUGAUAUUACAUUUAUAGUAAAGAUCAACUUAUUACAAUUUUGGAUGAAUUGUUAUUCUAAAUGCACACCUGCAAGCACAUGUAUGACAUGUUGAUAAAUUUUACAGCCGACAUUCAUGAUCAAUUCAUGAAUUUCAAAUGAAUGCAUUUCAGUGCUUGCACGUCAUACUACAGAUAUCUGUGAGGUAUUUUUAUACUUUAAAAUGAUUUCAAAAGAUUAAUAUCGCAGAAAUUAUUUAUCAAAAUUCAACAUUAAUUCAAAUUAAUUGUUUUAAAUAAUUUAAAGGACUGUCAUUUGUAACAAAUGUUUCAUUAUAAAUUCAUGAUUGGAAUCAGCAUAUAUGGCAUUCAUUGUAAUAUGAAGGAAUAUCAUGUGGGUUUAUGGUUGUAGUACCAAAAUAUUAUAGUAAGCACAACUAUUAAUGUCUCAUACAUGCUAUAUGAAUGUACAAUGUAAUAAUAUAUAUUUCACCCCAAAAUAAAUUGUUCCUUUGUUGAUAAUGAUC
Pecten maximus is the source of this 5855-nucleotide messenger RNA. RefSeq lists its product as uncharacterized. The transcript has 2 exons. Bases 125 to 1003 code for a protein of 292 amino acids. NCBI's taxonomy places the organism in Eukaryota, Metazoa, Mollusca, Bivalvia, Pectinida, Pectinidae. The record is from RefSeq and is a predicted model, not a curated record.